Sycon ciliatum is the source of this 2108-nucleotide messenger RNA. RefSeq lists its product as uncharacterized. The coding region runs from base 51 to 1724 and encodes 557 amino acids. The transcript is spliced from 3 exons. The record is from RefSeq and is a predicted model, not a curated record. Lineage: Eukaryota; Metazoa; Porifera; Calcarea; Leucosolenida; Sycettidae.
UGCCACCAGCUCUGGAGAAGUCACUGAAUUAUUUGGUCAGAAUAUCGGGAAUGCUCCGCGACAACCUUUCAGUACGGACAACUACAGAGGGGGAGGAACGGCGGCCAUCGGCAGGAGAGAUCAAGAAGGACUGUGCUUGUGACGACGAUGUGUUGCUAGCAGGCAGCUCCACAGCGGCGGAGACUGCGGCAGUGGAGCGGGCCCCGCAUGCUCACAAGGCGUUGUCGGCGGCGGCGCGCACUAGCAGCAGCGGCAGCAGUAGCGCUGGUGGCCUGCUGUCCUGUUACAACGCUAUGGUGCGAGUAUGUCGUGGUUCGCUGAGUGCUCGACACAUCGUGGUGUUCGGCUCUCUGAUAGUCUGCGCUCUCGUGUUGAUAACCAGCCGAAACAACCUGUCUCCUCCUCGUGAUGCCAGUGCUCACCUACCCAACGCCGUUAAUAGAAAGCUUGUCCAGGAUGAUAUCGACGAGCUCGAUGAUUCAGUCAACGCCGUCGUCCGCAGUCCAAUACUUUUUGUCGACGUGUACUCGGAGCAAAUUGGCAGAUCGGUCAACAACUUUGCCCGCCUGUUGACCUUGUCGAAGAAGAUGGGACGUCGCCUGGUGGAGCCGUUUGUGCACGGCUCCCGCCUGAGCGGCAUGGAGCGGAGAGACAUCAGCACCCCACAGGCGUUCUCGCACUACUUUGACCUGCGCGCGCUCAAUCGCCUGCUGCGCCGGCGUGGCAUAGUGCCGCUUGCGUCCUACCAGGACAUGUUCAGUGCCUGCCCGCACGGCUGGGACCUGGUGCUGCUCAUACAGAAUCAGGACGCGUCGCUGAGCCGGCCGGAACUGGGCUCCGUCCGCAACCGCAAGAAGGACGUGACCGAGUGUCGCAAGGCGGCGGAAAGCAGUGCCGACGGCUACGCCGAAUGCCCCGUGCUGGUCAGGAUGGCACGACUACUACCCGAGCAACGGCAGGCACUGAAGAACAAACGACGUGCAGCGCGGCAAUCGGUCGGCAACUCCGUCGCCGCUCGCGGUAUUGUUAUCAGCGCCGCAAAGUUCCAUAGCAUAUCAAAACUGACCGAGCUGAUGAAGGAUUCCCAGUGCGCCAGUCUACAGGAGUGGGCGGGAGAGGGUGAUCGGCGCGCGGAGUUCAGUGACCUCACGCCGACCGACAUGCAGAGUCAGGUCCGACCGUACGAGCUCUACCACUCCGAAUUCAUCAAGGGAAAGGCGCGCGAGUUUGCCGCUGAGCACCUCAGCGCAGCGUACAUCUCCGUCCACCUUCGUAUGGAGAAGGCCAUCAAGCUCGGGCAGAAGAUGCAGCAGCUCAAGGAGUGCGUUCGCUCCGUGGCCGAGGCCGUUGCUAAGCUGGUCAGCACGAGAACUGGUGGUGCAAACCGAGGCGUAUUCCUGGCUACGGAUCUCGGCGAGCACGGUUCAGACACGCUGCACAAGCACAUUGACGCCAAAAACCGUGCGGAACUCCUUGAGUACACGCAGACCACACUCAAAGACGCAGUGAUACCCACCGAUUUUGGGCUGACAGAUCAUGGAGCGCGUGCAAUGGUCGAAUCCGAGAUUGCAGCCGGCGGAGGCGAGUUAAUAGCCGUCGGAGGUGGAAACUUCCAGGAGUGGAUGUCGGUGCUGUUUCGACUGCACAGCGGUGGCAAGAGCGCUACCAAAAUGUGUCUGCAGACAAAAGUACCGCCGGGCUGGGAGCUGCAGGAGCCUAGAUGAUGAGCACUGAACUGUCUUUCUUGACAGGUCAGUCCACACUCUGGAAGCCUUUCUGACUGAGCUUACCGCGAGCCUGAUCUCACUCCGCGUACCCUGCAGUUAUGAGCCAUUGCUGGUAUUCUGUGGCAGUUGCACCGAGGAGCGGCCUGACAUGUUUGUGAUAUAAAGGUGGUGCGGCACGAAGUGUUGUGCCAGCUACUAAUAUUCCAUAACGUUUGGAGACACUACCAAGCUCAUGCCAUCAUUGUGCAAUGUGUGAAUAGCGGUCUACGUUCCGGAUGUGAGCAGAAAAUGGUUUUGGAGAUACUCGUGUGUUCACCGUGUGUUCGUGCAUGUGUGCCUAGUUAUUAUGUUCAGAAAUGCGUGUUUUGUGUGUGUGUAUGC